AUGGCUGCCGUGUUCAAGGAACCUCCCCCUCCCCCGGCCGACUGCCUAUACAAGGCCGGCUUGACGUCCCAAGUCCUUCUACCGUCGGACCCUGACUACGCGGGUCGCGAGGAUUCAUACUGGUGCAAUGAUGCCAAGCUUGGGCCAGCCUGUAUUGUCAGACCACGCUCAGCAGAAGAUGUCUCUACAGCGCUGAAGGCCCUGGUAUCCGCGGGACAGAAACUCGCUAUUCGAAGCGGCGGUCACACUAAUUGGGCUGGAUCAAACAACAUCACAAACGGAGUCACCAUCGAUCUGGGGUUGAUGAAUCACGUAGUCGUUGAUACUGCGUCUGAGACUGUGGAUAUCGGCCCCGGAGUGCUGGCGGACGGGAGCGUCGUCAUAGCCGACAAGAACCAUCAUGCUCGCCUUUUCCGGGCCCUUAAAGGCGGCUCCAACAACUUUGGCAUUGUCACAAACUUCAAGAUGAACAUGCUGAGUAACAACAAGAUUUGGGGCGGGUUGACCAUCUCCUCGAAGGAGUUCAUUCCCAAUUCCAUUGAAGCGAUGCACCAAUUCACGACCAAUAUCAAGGACAGCCCUGAUGAGACUGUGUGGACUCUGUUCAUGCACUCACCCGAGCUUAAAGAUACUGUCAUUGCGACCGCCCAUGCGAGCAUGGUGGGAACGGAAAAGGCGCCAGCCUUUGAGAAAUUCUUGAGCAUUCCAACGAUUAGUAGCCAACUCGGCAUUAAGACAGUCAGUGAGUUUACGGUGGAGUAUACUCAGUCAAGUCAUCAUCAUGUCAUCUGGCUUACUUCGGCUUUCAAAAACGACAAGCGCAUCAUGGCCAAAGCCUCUGAGCUACAUGACAAGUUAGUCGAAGAGCUCAGGGCCGUGGUGCCCGACGAAAACUUCAUUACACAAUGCACCUUCCAGCCACUGCCAACACUGUUUGCCGAAAAGUCCAUUGAAGCUGGUGGCAACUUUAUUGGUCUCGAACGCUACAAACACGAUGGUAUACUCUUCCUGGCGACGGCUUUACUCCCAACAAGGGAACUGCGAGACUUCGCGUACCCUAAAGUCCAAGCCUGGGCUCAAGGGGUAGAGAAAUUUGCGCAAACGAUCCCUGACGGGCUCAUUGAUUUUGUGUACCUCAAUUACGCUGACCCAAGCCAAGCGCCAUUGGCUAGUUAUGGCAAGGACAACAUCAAGUUCAUGAAGGAGGUUGCAGCUGAGUACGACCCUCAGGAGGUCUUCCAGAAGCUAUGUCCUGGAGGAUAUAAGAUAUCGGACGUUCAGCUCUGA
Messenger RNA from Diaporthe citri, 1287 nucleotides. RefSeq lists its product as uncharacterized. The transcript is spliced from 5 exons. Gene Ontology annotation, molecular function: oxidoreductase activity; FAD binding. The record is from RefSeq and is a predicted model, not a curated record. Lineage: Eukaryota; Fungi; Ascomycota; Sordariomycetes; Diaporthales; Diaporthaceae. The coding region runs from base 1 to 1287 and encodes 428 amino acids.